Molecule: messenger RNA, 6894 nt
Organism: Alosa sapidissima (American shad)
Lineage: Eukaryota; Metazoa; Chordata; Actinopteri; Clupeiformes; Clupeidae
Gene: rlf
Product: RLF zinc finger
Exons: 8
Coding region: 149-6091 (1980 amino acids)
Biological process (GO): regulation of transcription by RNA polymerase II
Cellular component (GO): nucleus
Molecular function (GO): DNA-binding transcription factor activity, RNA polymerase II-specific; DNA binding
Source: RefSeq, a predicted model, not a curated record
CCAUCAUCCAGUCAAAAAUGAAAAUAUCAAAUCUGUCAUUACCACAUUGAGAGGAUUGGUGGUAGUCGUGUCCUCAGUUCCAUACCUGGAGUACUCUUUGCAGCCACAUGACGCCGUAAAUGCCUACGCGCUGUAGCUUUCUGUGAAGAUGGCGGACGGUGCAGUUGAAGCUGAGCCCGACUGGGCCGACCAGCUAUUGCAUACGGUCGAAGACUCAUUUCUAGUUAUGGAUAGUUUGCAAGCUACUCUACAGCGACUCGAAUUUGAUCUUCGUCAGAAAGAUAUUUCGGAAAACUCGUCCACCGAGUACUGCAAUAACUUCUGUCAGGUGCUGAUGCAUUACGCUGGGAGCAGGAACUCAGUAGAGCACGGAUUGCCACUGUUGGAGGUUUACUGUCUGUCCAUCAAUUGUUUUGCUGCUGCAAGACCACAUCUGACCUCCGAGUCAGACAGUGUGGCCCUUGUGUUGAAGCGACUUGCAUUGAGUUGCUUUGAGCUGCUGUUGUCUGUUCCUGUAAGUGAUGUCCCUUAUAAUACAUGGAUGCAAUUCCACCACUCUGUUCAGGUGGCUCAUGAUUCCUUGCUGCAGUAUGGUAGCACAGACUUGCAGGCUCUUCUCCAGAUCACACAAGCAGGUGGCCCAUGGAACCUGCCAAUCCUAAUUGACUUGCUUACUGGUCAACCAACAGAUCCUGAAGAGCUCUGUGCCUUCAUUGCCUUAGAAGGAGACGGCUUCAUGGAAAUGAGAAUCAAACAUCUAGAGAAACUUGGAGAAUUGGAUAAGGCCAUGAUCCUGAUGAAAGCCUGUGCAAAUUGCAUACUUCUUCCUAAUUACACCGGUUUCCGGCAAACCUUCGUGUCCCAGCUUUGCAAAAUGCUUCCCAAUGAUGAGGCAGUUUUAGAGAUUUCUAGACUUGAUGGCAAAGAUGUACUCGAUAUUAUUUGUAAUAUGGAGACAGAGGGUGAUGAAAAUUCUGCCCACAUUCUGUGCACCACCUACCUUACGUGGCAACUGCAGGAAGAGAGCCUUUACUGUUCUUGGGAACUUACGCUUUUGUGGAGUAAACUACAAAGAAGAACAGAUCCUUCAUUGGAAUCAUUUCUGGAGCGUUCCCUGCAAUUUGGUGCCAUUGCCAAAACAGCCUACCAUCUGCUCUUCCUUAUUCAGGUCGUCCAGACUGAGGCUUUACAGCUUGGAUUGCGAGUUUCAGUUGAACUUUGUGUCAAAGCGCUUCAACUCCCAAGUCAGGAAGACAACGACACAAGGACUGCUGUGUGCAAGACUGUGGCAUGUCUCCUGUCAGAAGAUCUGGAAGUACUCAGGGCUUGCCAGCUGACAGAGUUUUUACUAAAGCCCACUCUUGACUCCUUUACAACACUUGAGGAGCUCUACCAACAGCCUGAUCAGAAGUAUGACGAGGAGAAUGGCAUAAUUCCAAACUCACUGCGCUGUGAGCUGCUUCUUGCUCUCAAAGCAAUUUGGCCUUUUGAUCCGGAGUUCUGGGACUGGAAAACUCUUAAACACCACUGCAACAGGCUACUGGGUCUUCAACCGGAGAAAGAGGAGGAGGAGGAAACGACACAAGAGGUGGAUCCUCUUCUUGCAGCAAAGGACUUUAAAGAGAAGGAGGAGGAGAGAGAUCAAGGAGAUAAAAGUGAAAUAGAGAAAUUGAAAAGAGAAAAUGUGAAGAACUGUGAGUCAAGGAUCAGCAGCACUGGCCAUGAAGAUGAUGACCAAAAUGAAGAUGACUUCAAAUCAAAAGAGGGUCUGAGAUCACCUUCAAAGAAGAUAGUCAUGUCCGAGAGGAGCCUGCGGUGGCAGAAAUAUAAAUUCUGUUGUUUGAUAUGCAAAAAAGAGGUAAUUGAGGCCAGAUUCCUCCAUCAUUCCAAAAAACAUGAAGAGAAUGGGGUCUUCACCUGCCCUGUGUGUCUUCAAAAGUUCCAAGGAAAGCAAGAGUUUUCUCCCCAUAUCAGCACACACUCACAAAUGCCAGCCCGUGGGCGUAAUCCUCAGAAGAAGAAGAAAGUGAAAAAGAAGGUGGACUUGGAAAAGGAAAUGGAUGAGGAUGAAGUUGAUGACUUGGAACCUGGUGAGAUUGCAUUAGACCCAUCUAUAAGAAUGUACUAUGAGUCUACACAUGAUCCUGAUGUGCUGGAUCACAUUUUGGAGCAAGCUGCAGCUGUGCCCAGAAAACAGGCAGAUCAGGAUUACAUCACUUUUGACUACAUCAGCACUCACUUUGCAUUCCAGGACCGUGAGGUAUAUACCUGCCCUGCAACUAACUGCUCAAAGAACUUCAAGCUUGUAAAGUACCUGAGUAUGCACUUGAAAGACCACAAAGAUGGCGACCGUGACCCUAAUAUAAAACACUAUUUAGAAAUGAAAGACAAACGGGAAAAGUGCAGUUUCUGCCGCAAGCACUUCAUGACUGCCUACCACCACCGUAAGCAUAGACGAGUCCAUUUUGGUGAUCAGCCUUACAUGUGUAUAGUCACCGGAUGUGGAGCUCGAUUCAAUGCCAUCAAUAAACUUGUUGAGCACAAGCACAGCCAUGCUGUCCGGCUUGGGUACCAGUGUGAGCUUAAAGGAUGCAGCAUCUCCUUUUCUGAUCUUGGACAGCUUUACCACCAUGAAGCCCAGCACUUCCGUAAUGCUGCUUACCACUGCACCAGUCCGAGAUGUAAGAAGUUCUUCUACUCACGCAAAGAGUUUUUGAAGCACUUAGUUACACAUGGUAUCACAUUCACUGAGGAUGAUUUUGAGGCUCAAAGAGAGCGACAGCGUAAACUUGUGGAUGCUAUUUUAGAGGAAGACACCACCCCCAAAAUGCCUUGCAACUCAAAUGCAGCAGAAGUCAUCAAUGCUUUACAGAAAGACACAACAACAACCACAACAACAACAACAGCUUGUUCCUCGUCCCCAUGUCAGAAUGUGGACUGCAAGGAUUUUAAGGGCUCUCUGACAAAUGUGGCUGUUUGUUUCGAUGGGGAAAAAUUCACCUGCGGUUUUGAGAAGUGCCGCAAAACUUUCUCUAAAACUAAGGACAUUCAGAGGCACCUUAAAUGUGCACACCCAGAACAGGUGAAGAUAGAAAAAAAGGGAUGCAAGAAAGUGAACAAGGACAAGGGCUUAAAGACCGACAUCAAGACAGAUACAGGUGGUCAGGAUGUGAGAUUAUCAGUAAGCCCACUGCCUAGCCAUGAAACAGGUAUCCCAAGCACUCAAAUGCAUACUGAUCCCAUCACUACAUCUUCAACAAAUUCUGCCCCAAAAGACUCUUUGACCGAUAUCUUGCUAAGCCUUAGCAAGCUUAGCCUACAUUGCCCUUUUUCCAGAAAAGGUUUAUGCGAUCCAGUUCAUCCAGAAUCAGAUACACUGGUCACACCCUCAUCAUCUCCACCUGCCAACUCCUCUUCCAAAUUAACCUCUGAAAAGUCAGAAUCAAAACCAGGCCCGCCUGUUGAAACAAAGAAGCAGCAACUGAAAAACAAAUCAAAUGAUGGCAUUCCUGCCGAGACUCAACCUGAGACAUGCAAGAUGAGCAGCUUCCUCAUCCAACCCACAACAAAGCCUUAUACGUGUGAUAUUAAAGGCUGUAGUUAUCAAAGUGUUACUAGCCAGGCUUUAAAGCGUCAUUACCAGACCAAGCACAACAUCUCAGACGAAGAGGUGAAAGGGUUGGAGAAAUUUAAAGCCGAGUUCAAGUUCAAGCCAUUCAAGUGCCACCUCUGCCCCAAGGGCUAUAGAGAGAAGAAAGAGUUAAGGAGUCAUUAUAUGCAGAUGCACAAUAUAAGUGAGGCAGUGGUUGAUCAAAUGAGCUGCUCUGUAAAGAAAAGAGAUGAAAGCAAAGUCCAAGACUCGCCAAAAUCCAAAGUUAGUCUCAAGCUGAACUCUAAAAAAGACUCGGUAGAAGAAGACAAGACAACUGAUGUGCCUGUGUGGCGAUCUCGAUCACAAAGACGAAAAGGGUUAGCGUUAACAAAGCUUGAGUGUGAAAAUGAUCAGGCACCAGAGCAGAAGAGCCGUAAGUGUAAAGAUCUGCCAGCUUUGCAACACAAUCAUUGUGAGGAUGGGGUCACAAAAGAGGGAAGAGGCAGCCGGCGUCUAGUAGCGAAAAACAACCUCUGCUACAUCCUGACAAACUACCAUAAGCCCUUUCACUGUGUGCAUAAAGACUGCAACUCUGCAUUCACCAACCAGACUGGCCUGGUGCGGCACCUGCAGAUUGUACACCAUUAUAAGCGGUCACAGCUGAGUCUGGAAGGGGAACAAAAUGUGAAUCAAAAUGCUUGUGUGAAAAAGGAGCCAGCUGGACCAAAUCUCUUCUUUUGCAAGUACAAUGGAUGUGGGAAGCAUUUCCAUCACGCAGCAAGUCUGUAUAGGCAUAAUCGACGGGUGCACAGAAAGGUACCCUCAAGGGUUUUGCACACGUCAAGGCCUCUCAGCACAUUACAAAGAAGAGAACCUGUGUCAGAGGAGCCCAUCCCACGGUUUAAGUGCACAUAUGCCAACUGCAAUGCUAGUUAUCACCUAAAUAGCAGCUUGUUGCGUCACACAAAUAAUGAACAUUGCGACCAAAAUUCUCUGAGCCAGACUGCCCAGAAAUCACCAACCCCAUUAGUGCGUUGUAAUUUUGAGGGGUGCACUCGAGUUUUCUCCCAAAACUCAAACUACAGGAGACAUGUGUUCUACAGGCACUAUGAAUAUUAUGAGUCUGUUGUAGUACUUCAGAAUGCUAACAAAAAAGACAAGCCAACCAGUGGAUGCCAAAAGAAAUUGAUAACACAUUCCCCUAAGCUACCUCUGCGGCAUUCCUUGAGAUUCUGCCCAAAGCCCCAAGAAGUCAUUCAGUCUGAAGAAAGUACCGAGGAGAGUGUGGAAGAAUCAAUAAAUGAAAACGUGAAAAAGGAGAAGAGUCCAACACAAUCCUCUCUAAGUAGACGACCGCUAGUCUUCCGCAGUCACGAGGAAGCUUUGCAAAUGUGCCAAGAUCGCUGCUUGCCUGUAGCCUUUCCCUGCAUGGUGCAGGACUGUAAUACAGUUGUCACACUUUUAGGUAGCAUGCGCCGUCAUUACAGAAGAGUCCACAAAAUGUCAGAUUUUCGGAUCAACCUGAAGAAGGAUAAACUCGUCCUAAAUUCUGAACAACUAGAGGAGAUCAUACAAAAGAAAUCGGCAUUGGUUUGUCCUGACAUAGUAAGGUCACCCAGUGGAGUUCUUAAAAUGGAAUAUCAAGCGGAGCCUGACAAUCCAGGAGGUCCACCUCUUCCCAUGAGCCUUCACUCCAUCAAAACGGCUCAAAUGGAGGAGCGGGACAUAGUUGUAUUGUCAGAAAAGCCACCAUCUGACAGUAGUAUACUUGAUGCAGAUAACUUGCUGUAUGGAGAAACUCCGGGACACACUGAGGCGCUGCCCGAGGUUCAAAGCAGCCAUAGUCAAGAGAUCAGCCAACCACAAUCUCCGAACCCUCCUCCAGUCCAGGCCACUCUGGUAGACCUUUCUCCACCACCUUCUCUCAGAAUCAGUGUUGAUGAAGGGUUUGACUCAUCAGGCAAUGACAGUGGCAAAUCAACGAGAUUCCCUGCUACACCUGCACCUACUGUAACUGUGCCUAUAACUCCACCACGACAGCCUCUCAAAAGAAAAAAUGAGCUCACUGAGUCUGCACAACCUCUGUCUCCCUCCCUCAACUCAAAAGAUUUCUCAACUCUAAGCCCUGCCCAGAACACUUUUGAUUUGGCGACAUACAAGCCAAUGGGGUUUGAAUCCUCUUUCCUGAAGUUCAUUCAGGAAAGUAGGGAAAAAGAGGACAUUGAGCCAGUCCUGCCUGAGCCAUUUAAACGGCGUGAGUGUUGUCGCCGGAACUACUCUGUUAAAGAGAACAGUCAGAUGGGAUUUAGGAUCACCCGCAGCAGACUGGGGAGGGCGUCACCACUGAAGCCCUUACUCUCAGCCAGUGAAUUUCACUCUGUGGAAAACCUGCACUACAUCUUGGACCGUGCUCUGACAGGUUGUGGUGAUGAUCAGGCAAUCAAGCAGCUGCAGUACCUCAGACCUGUUGUGGUUCUAGAAAGAUCAAAAUUGUCCUAGGUCGACCUCUUGUCAUCUAAUAAUAAAUAAAUGAAUUUUCUGGUUAGUUUAAAACAUUUUGAAACUCUUCACCUUUCAUAGUAAGGAGCAUUCAUAUUUUUUGCAAAUGUAAUAUUUUGGUUCAAGUUAGUUGCCAAACUAUCACUUGGAUGUACCUUAAUUACUUUGAGAUGUGUGUAUGGAAAAAAGAAUUAUAAUAAAGACUGCCCAAAAGGAAAGCAUAUAUCUAAUCUGAGUGAUGUAUACAGCAUUUAGACUUGGACUUAUACUGCCGGAUAACCGAACUUGGCAUUUUAAAAACCCUACAGUAUAUGCCAUCUUGAGUGGUAUAACCACAACCGAGUUCUUAAACAAUAAUUUUAAAAGAUGGUUUCAACAUCUCUUGUGUUUUCAAUGAAUGUUUUCAAUCCUUACAUUAUGCUUCAAAAUGCAAGCAACAGCCAGGCUCCAUAAAGCUCUACACAGUGCUGGUGUGUAGUACAAUAUGGUGUUCUUGCGCUCUGUUUUUCACACAUGGCUGUUUGUCAAAAAAUGUUGGAUGUUUACUGCAUAUUGAUCCACCCUUGAAUGGAUAUUUGAGGUUUUAUCACACUUGGAGUGGAUGAUAGGUAUUCAUUUCAGAAUACAGUAUGCAUGGAGGUAAUGCAUUACUGAUUUUUUUAUAUAAAUAAAAAUAUACAUAUAUAUGUUAGUAGUCCAAAGUGUAGAUGAGGACUUUCUCAUAUCUCUGUAAAUUAUGUCUGGGGAAGUGGUUGAUUUUUGUAUAUUUCAGUAUUCAAAAUAAACAAUUCUGUGAAAUUGUC